This is a messenger RNA of Pelobates cultripes (western spadefoot toad), 534 nucleotides long. Lineage: Eukaryota; Metazoa; Chordata; Amphibia; Anura; Pelobatidae. The record is from the annotation of a GenBank genome assembly.
AUGUAUACAAAUAAAAGAUAUCUGAGAAAUUCUCCAAGUAAGUCUCAGCCAUCGAUAGAUUAUAGGGCACGAAAAACAUCUUUUAGGAGAAAUGAUUCACCCCCUAGAAAUAAUUCUUCAUAUCUCCGAAAAAAUUGGAGAUAUAGUGACGCAGUGAAAUAUUCUCCUUUAAAAGAAAAUACAUGGAAAAGAUACGAAACUAGAGGUAAUACAAGGCAAAACUACUCCGUAUCAGAUUCCACACAGAGAAUGAAAUCAACAUCUAUACCAGAUCAUAUGGUUAAACAAUCAGAGAGAAAUAUAAGGAGAGGAAAUAGGGACAGAGAUCAAAGAUCCACCACCCCUAACAGAGAGUCUAGAACAGUUGAGGACUACCAACCUUUUUUUCAGAAGGGUUCCAUAACCGAGAGGAUAAAGAAAUUAGAACAACCCAGGUCAUGGGAAUCCCCGGGGAAACGCCAAAGAUCCAGGGAAAGAGAAAUGGAAGAAGAAGAAGAAGAACUAGGCAAUUUAAUAAAGAGGGGGAAGAGAUAA